This is a messenger RNA of Penicillium coprophilum, 525 nucleotides long. RefSeq lists its product as uncharacterized. The record is from RefSeq and is a predicted model, not a curated record. Lineage: Eukaryota; Fungi; Ascomycota; Eurotiomycetes; Eurotiales; Aspergillaceae. The coding region runs from base 1 to 525 and encodes 174 amino acids. The transcript has 2 exons.
AUGACGAAGAAAAUGGGACUGUGCCGAAGCGUACGAAGCUUUCUGCCAGACAAGACCCCGGUCCAUCAGUUCGACUCCGUACGCCCGCUGAAUUCGAGGCUGCCAUCCAAGCGCAAUUCGAAGAAAAAGCUAGGUGCCAUCGGUAAGUCUGCGCAGUCCAUUGAGAAGCGUCAUGCGGGUGUAGCUCAGGUGAGAACUGAGCAUGCAGACGAAAAGACACGCCUCAAGCGCCGCAGGUCCGAGGUUGGCCCCGCAACCCCCAGCGGGAGUGUCUCUCAGAGCGCCCCUGAGCUUAAGAAUGGAGGCCUCCCAUUCAGUAGCAUCCGGUAUACUUCUCCCCUCGAGGACCCGAGAGUGUACCAUAUGAAGGAUAAGGCCUAUACCAUGGAGACAUUCAAUGACCUUGUAGACAUUAUCGCGCGGGCCAGAGAGGACCAACGCCGUAUGAAGACGGCACUGAUUAAGAACGGAUUUUUGCCGGGAUCAGACGAGGAGUCCGAGGAGGAGAAUGUGUUCGUCGAGUAA